Molecule: messenger RNA, 1440 nt
Organism: Caenorhabditis briggsae
Lineage: Eukaryota; Metazoa; Nematoda; Chromadorea; Rhabditida; Rhabditidae
Exons: 9
Coding region: 1-1440 (479 amino acids)
Source: RefSeq, a predicted model, not a curated record
AUGUCUAAAAAAAUAAAAGUAACAAAACUCCACGUAUUAUGCUUAAUACUUUUUAUUCUUUCUGUUAUUGCUAUUCGGUACGCCAAAGAUAUCCGGUAUGCUAUAGGCGACCAAAAACCAGAAAAACAAAAACGUCCACUGAAAGCAUUUAUACUAUCGGCGUAUUUUUAUACGACAUCGGAAAGUCUUGGCAACAAUUCUUUAGCAUUGGUAAUGAGUAUGAACAUUGGUAGGAACAAAAAUGAGCAACUGAAUGGUGUAGAUCAGACAAAACUAACUGUCAUGGCUCGCAACUUUUCUGCUGGAGUCGUACUGAGCGCAAAUUAUGAAAGAAUAACACUACAUGAUAAUUGUCAAAUGAUUACCGUCUUUGCAACACUCCAAUUACUGCCAAACCCCACUCAAAUCGCACUUAUGACAAAUGAGACACAAGCGGAUAUUCCGUAUAAAAUACCGUCAUAUGCAAAGCGUGAUGUUGUGUUUUGUAUCUCGCCGAUAUAUGUAAGCGAAUUAUGGCAAAGUUUUUUGACAGCAGCUCAUAUUUAUAAACAAACUUUGUUACCAUGCAACCUUGGGAUCGAUCUUACUUUCCUGCUAUACCAUUUGACAUUGCUGAUGCUUAUCAAGAAACGGAAUUUCAGAGUUUGGCAGCCGCCCAAACCGAUUGAAUCCGCGAAGUUUGUCGCACUAUUUGAAUUAAACGAUAUAUUAGUACCAAAAGUCGCGCCAACCUAUGUAGAAGAGUUUGAAUCUAUUAUUGGAAAGUCUGAAGGUGUAGCAUAUCUGUCAUACCAGCGACGUAAUUUCGACGCCAAUGUUUAUAACUCAACUGGUUUUUCCAUUCAAUCAAUGUUGGAUAGUUUAGCGGAUAAAAAUACGAAACAAAUUGGGAAAGUCGUGGUUGUACCUAAGAACCUGAACUAUACCUGGAUGGACCGCCCAUUGCAUACACCUGAUGGAUUUGUGUCAAUUGAUGUUACUCAAAAUGAAAUAACGUACAUCGAAAACAUUACCUGGAUAUACGAUGAGCCCGCUGUGAAUACCGACUCACGGGCCGGUGGAUUAUUUUCAAACAACUCGAAAAAUUAUAAGAAGUUGUACGGAGCUGCGUUUGUCGACAUUGAAAAUGAACUUCAAUUCAUUCUCAGCAAAGAGCCUAUUGCUGAAAUCGUACCAACUCUUCCGAACUUUUACUAUUUUUACUAUUUGGUUAACAAGUGCUUCGAAGAAAAAUACUACAAAUUUUUGAAGUCAGAAUCUUCAAAUUGGGUCAAAAAUACUUGUCCAGGACCACAAAUAUGUGGAUUUUAUCAACAUCCGAAGGUAGAUUGUGUUCAUGUGAAUGCACAACAUGUUUAUAUGAAAGAAGCCGAGCCGAUAACCUAUUACUAUGCAACUUCUCAUCAUUAUUCAGCAGAUAUUGGUUGCUAUGCUCACUAA